Acanthopagrus latus (yellowfin seabream) is the source of this 2424-nucleotide messenger RNA. RefSeq names its product F-box and leucine-rich repeat protein 15 (gene fbxl15). The transcript is spliced from 5 exons. Gene Ontology annotation, cellular component: SCF ubiquitin ligase complex. Gene Ontology annotation, biological process: SCF-dependent proteasomal ubiquitin-dependent protein catabolic process. The record is from RefSeq and is a predicted model, not a curated record. NCBI's taxonomy places the organism in Eukaryota, Metazoa, Chordata, Actinopteri, Spariformes, Sparidae. Gene Ontology annotation, molecular function: protein binding. Bases 152 to 1033 code for a protein of 293 amino acids.
UUGAGCUUUCUUCCGACAGCACUUGAAGGCACCAUUAGGUUUGGGUUACACCUCAAACGCCUGCAAGAUGCUAAAGAAAAAUACGUUAUCUUGGCUUCUAUGUGAUCGACAACGCGUCCUUAAAACCCCUGUAUAACAUAUCCGACUCAUUAUGGAUGAAGAGGAUAAGAUGCGAGCCAGAUGUCACCUCUUGGACCUUCCCUGGGAGGAUGUGCUGGUUCCACAUAUUUUAUGUCAUUUGCCGCUGCAACACCUCGUCAGCCUGCAGAGGGUGAGCAAGCAGUUUCACAGCCUCAUCCAGGUGUAUCUGGCCAACUGCAGGACCUUUGAUCUGUCCAUGAUUGGACCAUCCAUUCCCAAGGAGGCGUUUGUCUCCAUGUUGAAGGACAACAAAGUUCUCCACAGCCUCUCCCUUCAGAACUGUUCCGACUGGGUGACAGACAAGGAGCUGCUGCCAGUGAUCGGCCAGAACCAGCAUCUGCAGAGAGUGGACAUGAGUGGCUGUGUUUGUCUCACCCGCCACUCGCUGGUGGCCGUGUCCUUGAGCUGCACGCACCUCCACCACCUCGGCCUGGCGCACUGCGAGUGGGUGGACAGCCUGUCCCUGCGCAGCCUGGCUGACCACUGCGGGGGGCUGCAGUCGAUCGACCUCACCGCCUGCCGCCAACUCAAGGACGACGCCAUCUGCUACCUGGCCAAGAAGUGCUUGAAGUUGAGGUCUCUAUCGUUGGCAGUCAACGCCAACGUCACCGAUGAGUCGGUGGAGGAGGUGGCCAAGAACUGCAGGGGCCUGGAGCAGCUGGACCUGACAGGUUGCCUGCGGGUCAGGAACCAGUCUAUCAGGACUCUUGCAGAGUACUGCCCGAAGCUGCAGUCCCUGAAGGUGAAUCAUUGUCACAAUGUGACAGAGUCAAGCCUGGAUCCUCUACGGAAGCGCAAUGUAGUGAUAGAUGUUGAGCCGCCUUUGCAGAGGGCUCUGGUACUUCUUCAGGACGUGCUGGGGUUCGCUCCCUUUAUCAAUCUGCAGAUAUAGCCAAAGGGCCAUCUAUCUGUCCAACAAGAGCUCACAGGUGUCUUCAUCAAGGCGGUCACUCUCAAGGACACGUGGGUCGGGACAGUCCAAGAAGACCGGGAUGAGGCACGCCACGUGGAAGAGUAAAGUCACUGGAAUGUGAACGAUGCACAUUUGUGCUCGAACCCAAAAUAACGCCACAUUUAAGCGGCUGAAGAAAGCCAUUAACUUUGUAAGAAUUGUUGCCUCAUGUCCAAACGAUGUCACUGCACUAAGGUUGCAAAUGGUGUGAGAUUUUCACAGCAUGGGAACUGUUUCAGAAGGUAUCUUUGCCAAACUGUAUUACACAAUUAUUACACUUGUUAUUAUCCGUUACAGUGACCCUGAAUGUAUCCAAACAGAAGGGUUUCUGGGUCGAACAAACACUUUCUUAGAAUUUCAUAAACUGCUAAACUGUCCCGACAGACACAACACUUGAUAUAAACUUGGAAUAUUAUCCUUUUAAUGAACGAUAAUACGGUAGAAUUCAGUGUCAUAGAUAAGCAGAUGUAUUCAGUAUGAUAAUCAUCAACUUUUCAUAUCACGGUAUACCACACACGGUAUAUCGCUGUCACUCACACUGCACUACCCGGUAUUCAUUCAGUGUCGUUAUAAUGUGGUUUUGUUAAAAAAAAAAAAAAAAGGAAAAAAAAGCAAUUCUUACCAAAAGUACGGUGCAUUGUUUUGUUGGUUUUACCUUUUUUAAAUACACAAUUUACUUUGUGUGUUUUAUGAUAUUUUAAGAAACAUCUAUGUUUCAUUUGGAAACAUUUAAAAAAAAAAGUCUGAGUUUGAUUAAACAUUUAGUUUUGCAUGUACUGUUUUUAUGUAUGUGCAAGCUUAAAGGAUCAACUCGAUUGCACAGAAACGUUUUCUUACAUAGCAAUUUUUUUGUUUUUUGUUUGUUUGUUUGUUUUUUUUCUCCACUACUGAGACUUCCGCUGCCACCACAAGACAACCAAGGUGAAUGCAGUUUUGUUCACGUGUCUUCCAGAAACAAAGUCCUGUCUCCUUCAGGACGAAUCCGCAGACCUCACUGUCGGCACUUCUUCAGACUGCUGACCAGCUUUGUCGCUCGCAGCAGUUGCUACACCGGAACGAUCUGCAUGACUGGCAGCAGAUUAGUGGGAGAAUGUUCACAUAUAAUAUUUGCGACGUGGGUGAAGCAACCCUUUAAUUCAUAUUGUUAACAGAUCCACUCUUGUAUAGCUGAGUGUUUGUCUGAAUUGAGUGUAGGAGCUAAUUACGACUGUUUCCCAUCUGACCCCUUGAAAUGAGUUUUGUAAAAAGCACCUGUGUUGAACUGCUGUUGCUCAUUAAUACAGUAUGUGAAUUGUUAAGGAAAUAUUAAAUUGUAAAAUACGACACCAUCA